Messenger RNA from Rhipicephalus sanguineus (brown dog tick), 1045 nucleotides. Its product is annotated as probable glutamate receptor. The coding region runs from base 89 to 1045 and encodes 318 amino acids. Gene Ontology annotation, cellular component: membrane. Gene Ontology annotation, molecular function: ligand-gated monoatomic ion channel activity. NCBI's taxonomy places the organism in Eukaryota, Metazoa, Arthropoda, Arachnida, Ixodida, Ixodidae. The record is from RefSeq and is a predicted model, not a curated record. The transcript has 7 exons.
CCCACACGCGGUGUUCACGUCCACCGACGAAGGCCGUGUGCACAUCCGCGGUCUACUGGGUGACAUCCUGCGGGAGCUGUCCCAAGGGAUGCGCUUUAAUUACUCGGUCGCCUUCACACCCGAGCGCACGCUUGGCAUCCGUUACCCCAACGGUUCCUGGACCGGGCUCAUCGGCUCACUGCAGAGAGACGAGGGCGAUUUCGCGCUUGGCCUGAUGAUUCCCACGAACGCGCGCAACAGUAUUGCCAACCCGACUACAGAGGUUUACAUCGACGAGAUCUCGAUCCUGGCGGGAAGAACCCGCACGGAGAGCACCAACGUAUUCUCCUACGUCCUCACAUUUGACUGGCAGGUGUGGGUUUGCGUAGUGUUCGCCAUGAUGACCUUGUCGCUGUUCUCCACGGGCCUGGACCGCUUCUACGAGCAACAGUGGGCUACAUACAAAAACGUCACGCUGGGAAGAAAGCGCUUUCGCUGCGGCUUUUACGUCGAACACUUCCUGGGUCAUGCCUGGGAGUACUUCGAAAACCUGCUGGGAAAAGGCAAGUCAUUCGUCAGUCACGCUUCUCGCGUGGUGACCGCCUUCUGGUGGCUGGCCGUCACUGUGCUGGUGUUCGCGUUCGCCGGCCAGAUGCGCGCCUGUCUCAUGGUCAAGUCCCAGGAGGCCGUGAUCCGCAACAUACGGGACCUGGCGCAACGCUCUUCCGUCCGGCCUUACACGCUGGCCGGAAGCAUUCUCACCGCCAUGCUCAGGGACUCCCGCAACCCGGCGUACCAGAAGGUGUUCGAGCGCAUCAUGCGCUACGGUGGGCAGACAGAGCUGCACCGCAUCUACGGGCAGCCGAUACUCGAGCAAGUGGUGCGUGGAAAGGCGGUCGUCAUUGCCGACCGAGGGUCCUUCACAUACAAGGUCUCCAGCACGUGCCGCAACUACACGGACGGCGAGUUCUACAUCGCCGAGGAGCCCAUCCUCAAGUUCCGCUUCGUCAUGUACCUCAGCAAGAAGAUGGACAUGCGCAUGCAGAGGGGCAUCAAUCAGAGGUGA